Molecule: messenger RNA, 513 nt
Organism: Effrenium voratum
Lineage: Eukaryota; Dinophyceae; Suessiales; Symbiodiniaceae
Source: the annotation of a GenBank genome assembly
AUGAGGCACAGGGCAAAGCUCGCACCACAGCGCCUCGGCGGCCCCAUGGCAAGCGAGCCAAGAGACAGCCUCUGCAAGGCCGAGAAAUCGAACUUCCACAUGGCCGAAAAGUCGGAAUGCUGGCCCACAGCUAGGCAGGAGGCAGCCGCGUCGCCGUCCCACUUCUCGCAGAAGUCCUACCAGCCCAUCACCAUCCCCAUGACGGCCUCCCAAGGCUCGCUGUAUCCGGGCACGGGCUCGGUGAACGUGCCCCAGCCCAUCAUGACGGCCUCGCCCCGAAGAUCCCCCUCGCUGCCGACGCCCAUCUCUCCGCACUCCGCCAUGUCGGGGGCGGCCGGGUCGGUGGGACAACCGCAAGGCCAGCCGGCUUCCGGGCACUUCGCGCCACACAGCGGGCACUUCGGGCCGGUCAUCAGCAUGUCAGGACAAUUCCAGCCCCACAGCAUGAGGAGCCAUCACCUCUCGGCAAUGCCGCUGCCGGCGAACCUGCCACCGUACGUCACUAUGCGAUGA